This is a messenger RNA of Spodoptera litura, 1074 nucleotides long. RefSeq lists its product as uncharacterized. NCBI's taxonomy places the organism in Eukaryota, Metazoa, Arthropoda, Insecta, Lepidoptera, Noctuidae. The record is from RefSeq and is a predicted model, not a curated record.
AUGAAUUGUGAAGCUUGUAAUACCGACAUCAAAAAUGAUGACAAUGUCAAAUGUGUUCGUUGUAAGAAACAAUAUCACACAUUAUGCGUAAUUUUUUCCCAAGAAGAUGUGAAAGAUAAACAAACGUCGAAUAACUGGUUGUGUCCACAUUGUCGCAGUAAACAACCAAGAGGUGAUAACUCCGGUACACCAGUGCGCCCUUCAACACCCACCUCAACAGCUGAUAUUACUUUCAACGUUACCCGCCGCAAGAUCGGCCAAACUAGGCCAGAACCACCACAAUAUACUGGCCUGUCUGCUGAGACCUGGCGCACGGAGAUACGCGAAAUAAUACGUGAAGAACUGCGUGAUGCCUUGCGGGAAGCUGUGGGUGCAUUGACAUCGGGGCUAGUCGCAAACCUCAAUGAAAUGAAGGAGGAAAUUAAUGAAUUUAAGUUGUCAAUGAAUUUUAUUAAUGGCGAGUUUGAGAAGCUCAAAUACGAAUGUAAUAUCCACCGUAAUGAAAUGAGUCAUAUGCGAAAACAAGAUGAAGCUUUGCACCUGGAACUCGUUGACACCAAGAGGAAAUAUGAACAAAUCGAUUAUUUGUUACGUGCCAACAACCUCGAAAUACAGUGUAUCCCGGAAAAGAAAUCCGAAAAUCUCAUAAGCAUCGUCAAACAACUUGGCCGCACCGUAGAUGUCACGUUGAACGAGGGUGACAUACAAUACUGCUCCAGAGUGGCGAAGUUGAAACCGGAUAGUACCCGUCCACGUUCUAUAUUAAUCAAAUUCAACAAUUCUCGCCUCCGUGAUACCGUGUUGGCGGCAGUGGCUACAUACAAUAAAACCCAUGCGCAGGAUAAGCUAAACACCCAUGAUUUGGGUUUUACUUCUAAUGGAAAGUCACCUGUAUUUGUUGUGGAAAACUUAUCACCAGAAAACAAAAACUUACAUGCCGCAGCCCGUAUUCGAGCUAAGGAAUUGAAAUAUAAGUUUAUUUGGGUACGAGGAGGUCGUAUUUAUAUGAGACAAAAUGAGACCGCCGGUAAGAUAUGGAUUCGCAAUCUCGAUAUGUUAAACAAGCUUACCUAA